This is a messenger RNA of Miscanthus lutarioriparius, 813 nucleotides long. NCBI's taxonomy places the organism in Eukaryota, Viridiplantae, Streptophyta, Magnoliopsida, Poales, Poaceae. The record is from the annotation of a GenBank genome assembly.
AUGGCAUCCGCCGCGACGGGCGCAGCCAAACCAGGGCUCCUGCUCCUGCGCCGCACGGACGCCACCUUCACGGCCGCGCUGCGGCGCGCUUCCGCGUCCUCGACUUCUACGCCUCGGGCGCGCCGCUCCGGGCCUUCCUCACGGCCGCCGCGGCAGAACGGACCCCCGCGCGCCGCGCUCGUGGUGGCCGGCGGCGCCAUCCUCGUCGACGCGGCGUUCCUGGACGCCGUCCCUCCCUCGGCUGCGUCGUCACCACGGGCGCCGGGUGGACCACGUCGACCUCGCCCACUCAGUGGCAAGCGCGUAGGCAUCAUCGGUCUGGGCAGCAUCGGCUCACAGAUCGCCAAGCGUCUCCAGGCAUUCGGCUGCGCCAUCUCCUACCACACGAGGGCGCCCAAGGCCUCCGUCCCCUACCGCUACUUCCCCGACGUGCACGCGCUCGCCGCGGACUCCGACGCUCUGAUCGUCGCGUGCGCGCUCAACGACGCGACGCGCCGCAUCGUCGGGCGCCGCGUGCUGGACGCGCUGGGCCCGGAUGGCGUCCUGGUGAACAUCGCGCGCGGGGGGAACGUAGACGAGCAGGAGCUGGUCGCGGCGCUGCAGGAUGGGAGGAUCGCCGGCGCGGGCCUCGACGUCUUCCAGAACGAGCCGCACGUGCCGCCGGAGCUGCGGGACAUGGACAAUGUUGUGCUGACGGCGCACGAGGCAGUGUCCACCGAGGAGUCACGCGCCGACCUCCAGGAGCUCAUGAUUGGGAACCUCGAAGCCUUCUUCGCCGGGAAGCCGUUGCUGACGCCCGUGCUUCGUCCAUAG